AUGUGGAAGCUCAAGAUUGCUGAAGGCCAUGGCCCUUAUUUAUACAGCACGAAUAAUUUCGUGGGUCGACAAAUUUGGGAGUACGAGCCGAACGAGGGAACUCCAGACGAGCGCGAAGCUUUUCGAAAAGCCUGCAAACAAUUUGAUGAGAAUAGGAAGAAGGGAUUUCAUUCUUGUGGUGACCUCUUCAUGAGAAUGCAGGUUCUUGGAGUGUAUGAUUGGGAUGGGUGCAACCCACUUCCCCCAGAGUUUUGGUUGUUCCCUUCGUUUUUCCCGUAUCAUCCAGCAAAAAUGUGGUGCUACUGUCGCACGACUUACAUGCCUAUGUCAUACCUCUACGGUCGAAAGUACCACGGACCAAUCACGGACCUUGUUUUAUCCCUCAGGGACGAAAUUCACGUCAAGCCCUAUGAUCUGAUAGAUUGGAACAAGGCACGUCACGAUUGUUGUAAGGAUGAUCUUUACUACCCGCAUACAUUCGUACAAGAUUUGCUAUGGGACAGCCUUAAUUAUUUCACUGAACCGGUAAUGAGACGUUGGCCGUUGAACAAGAUAAGGCAAAAGGCUAUGGAUAAGGCGAUCAAGUACAUGCGCUAUGGGGCUGAAGAGAGCAGGUAUAUUACCAUUGGGUGUGUCGAAAAGAGUCUGCAGAUGAUGUGCUGGUGGGCACACAAUCCAAACGGGACGGAGUUUAAACAUCACUUAGCCAGGGUGCCCGAUUAUCUCUGGCUCGCAGAGGAUGGAAUGAAAAUGCAGAGUUUUGGAAGUCAACUAUGGGACAGUACUCUUGCAACUCAAGCAGUUAUUUCGACCGGAAUGGUUGAGGAAUACGGGGACUGUCUUAAAAAGGCGCAUUUCUUUAUAAAAGAAUCUCAGAUAAAGGAAAAUCCUAUAGGUGACUACAAAGGUAUGUAUCGUCAUUUCACUAAAGGUGCGUGGACUUUCUCUGAUCAAGAUCAAGGUUGGGUCGUGUCCGAUUGCACAGCUGAAGCACUUAAGUGCCUGCUAUUGCUGUCUCAAAUGCCAGCUGAAAUCUCGGGAGAAAAGCCUGAUGUUGAGCGCUUGUACGAGGCUGUCAAUGUGCUGCUUUAUUUGCAGAGUCCUCUCAGUGGUGGAUUUGCCAUCUGGGAACCUCCGAUACCACAACCGUAUUUGCAG
Molecule: messenger RNA, 1158 nt
Organism: Striga hermonthica
Lineage: Eukaryota; Viridiplantae; Streptophyta; Magnoliopsida; Lamiales; Orobanchaceae
Source: the annotation of a GenBank genome assembly